CACCCGAAACAAAAAUACAAUAAACAAUUGAAAGAACAUUUCCCCAAUUCUGUCUUAUUUAUCUCCAAAACCCUAAAAUUCCCUCGAACAAAAAUACUUAACCCUAAUUGCGUUGAUCGGAGAAAAGAAACAUAAUGUCGUGGCUGAAAACGGCGGUGAACAAAGCGGUGGAGGUUGGGAACACCAGUAGCAUCACUCGAAACCUAAAAAACUAUGCUGAUACUGUUGUUCAUCAUGCUGGCCAAGCUGUCGCUGAAGGAGCCAAGCUCUUUCAAGAUCGCACUGGGUCUCGCAGUAUCAAGAAUUUAAGGCAAACUGUGAAAAGAUUGGAGGAAGCAGCAAUCUCUUGUAGGAGUCCUGAGAGAGCUAUGCUGCUGAGAAGAUGGUUGGUUGCACUAAAAGAAAUUGAGAAGUUAUCUGAAAUUUCAUCUGAUGGCAGUCAAAAUAGCCUCGAUCAAAUUCUUGCUUCCGAUGAAGCAAAGGAGAACCUGCAGAGGCAAUCAGUUGUUUUGUAUUAUGACUCUGAUAUUGGGGGUGCACCGAUGAAUUUUCUAGAGGUUUUCCUUCGAAGCCAGGCUUUGGAGCUCAUAACAAUAUCUAUGAUUAUUGAAGCUCCAAAUGAGGAAGAGAUUUCUCUGCUCCAACAGAUGCUCCGGCUCUGCCUCACUGGAGGAGAAGAGGUUCACAAUGCUGUAGUCAGCAGUGUACAGGAUCUAGCUGCUGCCUUUUCUAGCUACCAAGAUGAAGUGCUGGUGAAGCGAGAGGAACUGCUUCAGUUUGUUCAAAGUGCCAUAACAGGGUUGAAAAUCAGUGCAGAUCUAUUAAGAAUGGAUAGUGAAGCUUCUGAUUUGAAGAAAAAACUCAGUAAGCUGAGCACACUAGAAGGUAAUGAUAAUGAAGAUGACAAUUCUACUAAAGUAACUAUUGAGGCUCUGAAAGAAGCACUUGCAGAUAUACGAAACUGUUCAACAUUGGAAAAGACUUUGCUGAGAAAGAAGUCUUUUAACAAUGGAGACUCUCCUGAGCUUCACUCUCUUAAGGUUGAUAAGUUGAAGGUCUUAUCAGAAUCUCUUGCCAGCUCUUGUGCAAAAGCUGAGAAACGAAUUUCAGAUCACAGACUUCAGAAGGAGGAGGCGCUAGCUAUUCGUGUGUCUAAAGCAACUGAUGCUGAAGGAAAAGAGAAGGAAAUAGUUGCUGAGAUUCCAGUGCUCGAGAGACAAAGAGAUGAACUUGAAGCAGAGCUGAAAAAGGUUAAUAUCUCGUUGGCUGCUGCUAAUGCACGUCUACGGGAUGUCCGGGAUGAAAGAGAUCAAUUUAGUGAAGCUAACAGUCGGAUUAUUUCCCAUUUGAAAACGAAGGAAGAUGAACUUUCAAAAUCCAUUUCUGUUUGUAGAGUAGAAGCUGAAGUUCUCCAUACAUGGAUUAAUUUCUUAGAAGAUACUUGGGUUAUCCAGUCCACAUAUGCAGAAACUAAGGAAAAGCAAGUCGAUGAGGAAUUGCAGCAACACGAGGAUUAUUUUGUGAACUUGGCCAUUACUCUUCUCUCUGGUUACAAGAAAGAGCUGAGCCCUGCCAUCAGUCGUAUCAGUAAAUUCAUAGAGAACCUGAAGACGUUGAAAGAAAAAUUAGUGAACACAUCUAAACCAAGUGGUGAGGAUUCCGAAGAAUUAAACCCAAGGAAACAUAUUGAGGAAGAAUAUUUGGAUUAUGAAGCCAAGAUUAUAACUACCUUCAGUGUGGUGGAUAGCAUGAAAGAGCAGUUUUAUAAGCAUGAGACACUUUCAAGGAAAGGUGGUCCUAAGGUUAAAGAGCUGUUUAAUGACAUUGAAAAAUUAAGAACAGAAUUCGAAGCUAUUGAAAGGCCAGCUCUGGAAAUAGAGACCCCAAAGUUUGAUACUCCAAAUGAGAAUCUGCAGACAUCUCCGGAAUCAACACGACCUAAACCUGAAGCUACAAAGGAUAAUCCCGAAGCACAGCUGCUGCUAGACCCUGCAGCAGAAUUAGCAAAGCUGGAGUCGGAGUUUGGGAAGGGUAGCCAAGACUACUCAGCCGAUGAGAUAGGUGAUUGGGAGUUUGAUGAACUUGAAAAGGAGCUGAGAUCUGGUGAUACUACGCCAAUCAAAUAGAUCAGGUAAGAUAACCUGUUGGAGUAUUGCUCAAAAUUAUCUGAUGAUAUUAUAGGCAAGCACUUGUGCUAGUAUGACAUGUAUCGGUGUACAUAUAACCUGCCAAAAAAGCUGCAUCUUAGAAUCAAGCUUUUCACUGUUUCCCCUGUAACAUUGGAUGGGUUUAAAUUUGUUCAUUCUCAUGUAAAUACCUGUAAUGCUGGAAUUCAUAGAAAAGCAUGAAUCUGUGUUGGGUUU
This is a messenger RNA of Hibiscus syriacus, 2363 nucleotides long. RefSeq lists its product as uncharacterized. The coding region runs from base 135 to 2126 and encodes 663 amino acids. Lineage: Eukaryota; Viridiplantae; Streptophyta; Magnoliopsida; Malvales; Malvaceae. The record is from RefSeq and is a predicted model, not a curated record. The transcript has 18 exons.